Molecule: messenger RNA, 823 nt
Organism: Durusdinium trenchii
Lineage: Eukaryota; Dinophyceae; Suessiales; Symbiodiniaceae
Source: the annotation of a GenBank genome assembly
CCCAAGCCCAUCGAGCUGUGCCCGUUUUCAUGGUGUCGACUUGAGCUUCGCCAAGCCUGAGUCCAGAUUCGUCUACUACAUGGUGGCUUCGAUCGACAAGCCCUUGACGAGAUCCAGGACGGCACCGUCGUGAUGAGGAAGCGAGAGCAGGGCACAUCGUGCAGUUGCUGGAUCUGCUCUUCUCGGCGCGGAUCAGUCCAAGACCCUGCCGCCUUGGCCUUUGCCUUUGCCUUUGUUCUAUCACCGGCGCAUCGUGGCCUUCAGGAGAAUGCGAAGGCUGGGACUCAGUCGACUCAUGGGAAGGUUGAAGGAGUUGAUCGUGUGCGUGAAGCUGAUCACCCGAAGAAGCCAGCGAAACAAGCUGAGGCGGCUUCAGAUAUUUGCAGCCGGACAAGUAGUCGAGGCUUUUUGCCAACGCUGCCACUUUCUGGCCAAAGGCCGUGCUCGCAGAAGCUCAUUGACGGCCAUCCUGCAGGAGGGCCGGAGACAACCUCUUUCGACCUUGUCUUCGCUGCCAGCUGCAAAUCCCUCCGCGUACGGUCCGCCAAGCUGGGAGGCCAACCAAACGCUGCUUGAGUUCAUCGAUCUUCUUUCUUUUGCCACGCUGGGCAAGGGGGCUGGUCGCACCUUGCUUCACUUGCCAAAGCUUGACCUGAAGGAAGAUGGAGAAGACUGAGCCGAGUGAGCCGAGCUUCAAUCUACAGAAAACCACGACCCCCAAAACCUUCUUGAAAAAACUCAGUCUCAACAGCGCCUGGCGGCUGGCGGAUGAAGACCAGGCCACACGCAACAUGUAGCCGGGCACCGUAGGCGCUCACAGUUC